AUGCCCACCCCACUGCCAUAUCCCAGCAAGCUGACAUAUCAUGAAAUCGCCAAUCUGGCCUGGAAGGUCAUCGCAGCCUUAGGAGUAGGCAUCUACGCCGCCGUGAAAUUCCCAUUUACGGGCAACGACAACACAAAGACCUUCCGCGCUUAUGUCUCUCAUGCCUUUCUAAGGCAAAUUACAAAAAGGCUAUCAAUACGCCAGAUCCAACUCACAACAACAGGAACCUCGUACAGCGAAUUUGCAAAGUCAAGGGAGAUAGUUCCCUACACCUCCCGUUGGGGAGAAAACGGUCAUGGAUACUGGGUUGGGAGCAGCAGCGCCGCCUAUGUCCUGGUGUGGUUUCACGGCGGGAACUACUACUCGCCAGCACACCCAGCAUACUUCGACUACCUCAAUGGUAUAGCGGAAACGGUGUGCAGCAGCAUAGGAAACCAGUUCGCCGUCCUUGUUCCGCCAUACACAUUAGCCCCGCAUGCAAAGUAUCCAUGCCAGUUGCGCGAAGGACUCGAUGUCCUGCGGUAUCUGGUAGAAGUUGAAGGAAAAGAGCCCGGAAAAAUCAUUCUGGGAGGAGACUCUGCGGGGGGAAACCUAGUGCUUGGAAUUCUUUCCCACCUGUCGCAUCCUCAUUCUGAUCCAGAUAUUCCCGCAGGUCCUUAUAUACAAGAGGACUUGGCUGGUGCUUUGCUGAUGGGUCCAUGGGUGACAUUUGACCAGUCCUGGCCGUCCAUUGAACGGAAUACUGACCGGGACUGUAUCUCUCUAGUCCCCUCGAGCAUCAGUGCAGAGAACUGGCUAGGCGAGAAGCCCUUGGAUAACUAUAAUGAGCCUCUGCGAGCGCCGGUGGAUUGGUGGAGUAAUGUAAAAGCGAGGCAGCUGCUACUUAUUGCUGGUGAAGAUGAUCUUAUGGUGGACUCGCAUGAAGCAUUUGCAGCAAAUCUCAAGGUGGGGUUCUUCUACUUCACAGAUAAGUUUGGAUUUCUAGCAUACUGA
Molecule: messenger RNA, 993 nt
Organism: Aspergillus puulaauensis
Lineage: Eukaryota; Fungi; Ascomycota; Eurotiomycetes; Eurotiales; Aspergillaceae
Exons: 4
Coding region: 1-993 (330 amino acids)
Molecular function (GO): hydrolase activity
Source: RefSeq, a predicted model, not a curated record